Alternaria incomplexa is the source of this 372-nucleotide messenger RNA. RefSeq lists its product as uncharacterized. Bases 1 to 372 code for a protein of 123 amino acids. The record is from RefSeq and is a predicted model, not a curated record. NCBI's taxonomy places the organism in Eukaryota, Fungi, Ascomycota, Dothideomycetes, Pleosporales, Pleosporaceae. The transcript has a single exon.
AUGAAGUAUUUCACACAACAUCUUCCCACCGAAAGCCACGCCUACACACUUUCAACCAAAACUCAAAACGACAUCUCAACUGGACUUCAAGGACCUGCAGGCACCUCUAACCGCUCUUCUUGCCAAACACCCACCAAACAAAGCGACAACGCAUACAUCAAGCGCAUCGAAGACAGAGUCGCCGGUGAAGCAGGUGAAACAAGCACCACGCGCGGCUGCCUUGAUCAAGCAAUGUGGAAACGCCUCAAGAAGCUGGCAAAGAAGACAUCGCACUGCCUCCGAAAGGAGCCGGAUACCGCUAAGCAAGCGAAGAAGCCAGAGCAGAGUGCUCCGGCAUACGGCGAAUACUCGAUACCAUACAUUUUCUGUUAG